Messenger RNA from Amorphotheca resinae ATCC 22711, 1922 nucleotides. RefSeq lists its product as hypothetical. The record is from RefSeq and is a predicted model, not a curated record. Gene Ontology annotation, molecular function: zinc ion binding; transcription cis-regulatory region binding; DNA-binding transcription factor activity, RNA polymerase II-specific. Gene Ontology annotation, biological process: positive regulation of transcription by RNA polymerase II. NCBI's taxonomy places the organism in Eukaryota, Fungi, Ascomycota, Leotiomycetes, Helotiales, Amorphothecaceae. The transcript has 7 exons. Bases 211 to 1692 code for a protein of 493 amino acids. Gene Ontology annotation, cellular component: nucleus.
CCCCGGCAAGUCCCGGCGAUCGACCGAGCAAAGGCACGGUAGUUGGAGCCAGCCGCCAGCAACCUCACUCCAACAACAUCACCUCGUUUGCAGACCUCACUGAUUGCACCUCCUCUGCUAUCCGCCCAACCCGUGUGCCUCGUGCCGUUGUGCGAGAGACCUCGACGAGCUCUCGUCCAGAGCACUUAUAUCCGGAGUAUAGAUGCUGCCAUGGCCCCAGGAAUGGGCAUAAAAGCUCCAGUUGCGCGUACCCGAACAGGCUGCUUGACAUGUCGAAAACGCAAAGUCAAGUGUGACGAGCUGAAGCCCAAUUGCGGGAAAUGCCAACGACUCCAACGCCCUUGCGUCUGGAGUGAGGACCUCCAAGCACUCCCACACUCGCACGCCCGGUCGCACCAAUACUCCCUCCCCCCAUCAUCUACACGCCCUGGCAGCGUAUCGUUAAGCCGACCAUCAGGGCAGAGCUUUGUCGUCGAGUUUCCUAAUGUGAAUAGAGCUACUAUUCCGUAUAUCCAUCACUUCGUUACGUUCUGUUGUCGCUUCCUAGCGUAUCCGAAUGAUAGCGAGGGCAAUCCGUUUCAAGAAGAGCUGGUGCCCUUGGCGGUUCAGAGCCCGGCGUUGCUGCAUUCUAUGGCAGCAGUCGCGGCUGGACAUCUAGCGAGGAGUCAACGGCAGCAUCAAUUAACGGCAACGAGGCAUUAUUCGAUGGCCUUGAGGGGGUUGACGACUACAUUGAGCAAUCCGGUAGCUGCCAAGAGCGACGCUACCCUGGGAGCUUGCCUGCUGUUAUGUGUCUACGAGAUUUCACACUCUGAGAGUGGUCUAUGGCUACAACACCUCCAAGGAGCUAGAGAUCUCAUUCUUUACCGGGGAGGCCCGAGGACUACAGAUUACUUGUCUCGGUUCUUUUCUCUGCUCGAUGUUUCAGGCUCUUUGUUUGCUGGUGGUGGGCCGUUGCUUAAAGGAAAUUAUUGGCUCGAGGAUAAUGUUGCCAAUACGCCGGAAGGCAGUAAGCAGAAAAGUGCGAUUCCGAACUGGCCUGCUUAUGACCCAGAUGGAGAGAACGAAAACCAUUUCCACACCUUGAUGACUUUCAUGGCCAGAAUGUCACGUCUCUCAUCGGAAUCCAUGGCCAAGGAUGCUGAUCCAGCCUAUGUCCAAGCUACCGCUGCCAGCAUCCGGGAUGACCUCAACCGCUGGUGGCAGUCUUGCCCCCCAGCCCUCCGAGAUCAACCCACCGAUUGGCGACGACAGAUCCGGCCACGAAAACUCACCGUUCCCGAAACUCUGCAAGAAGAAGGCAUGUCCAGUAUCCGCUCGUGCUUAUUUGGGUGCAUCAUCUAUCUGAACCACAUUCUCGAUCCCGUUUGCCGGGAACCCCGAAAACCUGAAGUGACCGAGGCUAUUGUGGAGAUCUUGGACAUUGCCAAGGAGACUCCAGAGGGAUAUGGGUUGGAAAUGGGCUUAUACUUUGGCUUAUUCAUGGCGGGAAUCGCGGUUUUUAACGAGACCGAGACAGAGGAUCUGCUAAGGAGAAAACUUAAAGCGGAUACCAGCGUCAGUAUCUACCAUGCGGAUCGAGCCCUUGAACUGUUGGAGGUUCUCUGGGGCAGACAACAUCGAUAUGGAGUCAAGUACGACUGGCGCCAAGUGCAAACACAAAUGGGUAUCCAAGUGUAUAUCUUUGCGUGAGGCAAUAUCCGCUAGCGGUUCACGAAGAUUGUCAACAGCCGGCACCAGAGAAUGGCGUUUUAUAGGGGUCCCCAGAAGAGCAGGUCUCGUUACGACUCCCCCAGGCUUCACCAAUCACGUGGCACGUUUCCUCAUGCAUCAUAUCACAAAUACCUUAUGGAGUAUAGGUUUUGAGGUUGGGCUAGCUUGUGGACUUUCCUCAGAGAAGGGGCACUUCCGAGUAUUAUGAA